Staurois parvus is the source of this 4274-nucleotide messenger RNA. The record is from the annotation of a GenBank genome assembly. NCBI's taxonomy places the organism in Eukaryota, Metazoa, Chordata, Amphibia, Anura, Ranidae.
GUUUACAUUUGAAACCCCAGUAAAAUUAUCCCCAUAUCCAUGCAGCAAAUUCACGGUUUCUUUUUAUUUCUCUUUCUAGAGACCUCAGUGAAAACCAGAUCCAGGCCAUCCCAAGAAAGGCGUUCCGUGGAGCAGUAGAUAUUAAAAAUCUGCAACUGGAUUUUAACCAGAUCAGCUGCAUUGAAGAUGGUGCUUUCCGAGCUCUGCGCGACCUGGAAGUGCUUACCCUCAACAAUAACAAUAUCACCCGACUUUCAGUGGCAAGCUUCAACCACAUGCCAAAACUGCGCAUUUUUCGACUUCACUCCAACAACUUAUACUGUGACUGUAACUUGGCCUGGUUAUCAGACUGGCUGCGGCAGAGGCCCCGUGUUGGCCUGUACACUCAAUGUAUGGGACCUACCCACCUGAGAGGACACAAUGUGGCUGAAGUUCAGAAGCGGGAAUUCAUAUGUAGCGGUCAGCAGUCCUUCAUGAUUUCUUCUUGCAGUGUCCUGCACUGCCCGGCUGCCUGCACCUGCAGUAAUAACAUUGUGGAUUGUCGAGGAAAAGGAUUGACUGAGAUCCCUACCAACCUGCCUGAGACCAUCACAGAAAUGAGAUUAGAGCAAAACUCAAUCAAGGUCAUACCUCCAGGGGCUUUCUCACCGUAUAAAAAACUACGAAGAAUUGAUUUAAGCAACAACCAGAUAUCGGAAAUUGCUCCGGAUGCAUUUCAAGGCCUGCGUUCCCUCAACUCCUUGGUUCUUUAUGGAAACAAAAUCACGGAGCUCCCUCAGAAUGUGUUUGAAGGCCUGUUUUCAUUACAGCUACUAUUGCUCAAUGCCAACAAGAUAAAUUGUCUGCGGGUAGGUGCUUUCCAGGAUCUCCACAACCUGAACCUUCUGUCUUUGUAUGACAACAAACUUCAAACCAUUGCCAAGGGCACAUUCGCUCCUCUUCGUGCCAUUCAAACUCUGCAUUUGGCUCAGAACCCAUUUAUCUGUGACUGCCAUCUGAAGUGGCUGGCGGAUUAUCUUCAUACAAACCCUAUUGAGACCAGUGGUGCCCGCUGCACCAGCCCCCGCCGACUGGCAAACAAAAGAAUCGGGCAGAUCAAAAGCAAGAAAUUCCGCUGUUCAGCUAAAGAGCAAUAUUUCAUUCCAGGUACAGAAGACUACAGGUCCAAACUAAGUGGAGACUGCUUUGCUGACCUGGCUUGUCCAGAGAAGUGUCGCUGUGAAGGAACCACUGUAGACUGUUCAAACCAGAAGCUCACUAAAAUCCCAGAUCACAUUCCACAAUACACAGCUGAGCUGCGUCUCAACAAUAAUGAGUUUACAGUUAUAGAAGCAACUGGAAUCUUUAAGAAACUCCCACAGCUGCGGAAAAUAAACCUAAGCAAUAACAAGAUUACUGAUAUUGAAGAAGGGGCCUUUGAGGGAGCCAAUGGAGUGAAUGAGCUCAUCUUGACAAGCAACCGAAUAGAGAAUGUUCACCAUAAAAUGUUUAAAGGCCUGGAUGGACUAAAAUCUCUGAUGCUGAGAAGUAAUCACAUUAGCUGUGUGAAUAAUGACAGUUUCACUGGCCUGAGCUCUGUGCGAUUACUUUCUCUGUAUGACAAUCAGAUUGUCACAGUUGCCCCUGGAGCAUUCGACACGUUGCAUUCCCUGUCUACACUGAACCUUCUGGGAAACCCUUUCAACUGUAACUGUCACCUGGCCUGGCUUGGAAACUGGCUUAGGAAGAAACGAAUUGUAACUGGAAAUCCAAGAUGCCAAAAGCCAUACUUCCUGAAGGAGAUUCCCAUACAAGAUGUUGCAAUACAGGACUUUACCUGUGAUGAGGGCAAUGAUGACAACACUUGCUCACCACUUGCUCGUUGCCCAGCAGAAUGUACCUGCUUAGAUACAGUGGUUCGCUGCAGUAACAAAGGUCUAAAAGCCUUGCCUAAAGGUAUUCCCAAGGAUGUCACAGAGCUGUACCUAGAUGGAAAUCAGUUUAACCUUGUCCCGAAAGAGCUGUCCAAUUAUAGGCACUUGACACUUAUUGACAUGAGCAAUAACAGAAUCAGCACUUUGUCCAAUCAGAGCUUCAGCAAUAUGACGCAGCUUCUCACCUUGAUUCUAAGUUACAAUCGGCUAAGAUGCAUUCCUCUACGGGCAUUCAGUGGACUUCACUCCCUAAGACUCCUAUCCCUCCAUGGCAAUGAUAUAUCCUCUGUACCACAAGGAGCAUUCAAUGACCUCUCCUCCCUUUCUCACUUGGCCAUUGGGGCAAACCCUCUGCACUGUGAUUGUAACUUGCAGUGGUUGUCGGAAUGGGUCAAGUCUGAAUACAAGGAGCCUGGUAUCGCUAGGUGUUCUGGACCUGGGGACUUGGCAGAAAAACUGCUUCUAACUACUCCAUCCAAAAAGUUCACAUGCCAUGGGCCAGUGGAUGUCAACAUUCUUGCCAAAUGUAACCCAUGUUUAUCAAACCCCUGCAAAAAUGAAGGCACCUGCAACAAUGACCCAGUUGACUUCUAUCGCUGUACAUGUCCCUAUGGCUUUAAGGGUCAAGACUGUGAUGUACCCAUCCAUGCUUGUAUCAGCAACCCCUGUAAACAUGGAGGAACUUGCCACUUGAAGGAGGGAGAUAAAGAUGGUUAUUGGUGUACCUGUGCAGAUGGCUUUGAAGGUGAAAACUGUGAUGUGAACAUUGAUGACUGUGAAGAUAAUGACUGUGAGAAUAAUUCCACUUGUGUGGAUGGAAUCAACAACUACACCUGUCUCUGCCCACCUGAAUACACUGGAGAACUAUGUGAAGAGAAGCUGGACUUCUGCUCCCAGGAAGUAAACCCAUGUCAGCACGACUCCAAAUGCAUCUUGACUCCAAAGGGAUACAAAUGUGACUGCACUCCAGGAUAUGUUGGCGAGCACUGUGAAACUGACUAUGACGAUUGCCAAGACAAUAAGUGUCGGAAUGGUGCGCGGUGUACAGACGCUGUUAACGGCUAUACCUGUAUAUGUCCAGACAGCUUCAGCGGACUCUUCUGUGAGUACCCGCCACCCAUGGUUUUACCGCGUACAAGUCCCUGUGAUAAUUUUGAAUGUCUGAAUGGUGCACAAUGUAUUGUGAAAGGCACUGACCCCUCUUGUCAGUGUGUGUCAGGAUAUCAAGGGAGCAAGUGUGAAAAACUAACCAGCAUCAACUUUGUAAACAAGGACUCUUACCUGCAAAUGUCAUCGAUGAGGAUCCGUGCACAGACCAACAUCUCACUGCAGGUGGCUACAGAUGAAGACAGCGGAAUCUUGCUGUACAAGGGUGACAAGGACCAUAUAGCAGUGGAGCUGUACAGGGGGAGAGUACGUGUUAGCUAUGACACUGGAAAUUACCCAGCAUCUGCCAUAUACAGCGUAGAGACGAUAAAUGAUGGCCACUUUCACACUGUGGAACUUGUAAGCCUAGAUCAAACACUGUCACUGAUAGUGGAUGGAGGAAACCCUAAGACCAUCACUAAUUUGUCAAAACAAUCUUCUCUUGGCUUUGACUCUCCACUUUAUAUAGGAGGUAUGCCUAUAAAAAACAAUGUUGCCGUUUUGCGGCAAGCUCCUGGACAGAAUGGAACCAGCUUCCAAGGCUGCAUCCGGAACAUGCAUGUAAACAACGAUCUACAAGACUUUAGGAAGUUUAAUCUGCCGACGGGAGUUGUUCCUGGAUGUGAACCAUGCCACAAGAAAUUGUGUGUGCAUGGAACUUGUCUGGCCACAAGUCAGUCUGGAUUCACUUGCGAGUGUGAAGGAGGUUGGUCAGGACCACUCUGUGAUCAACAGUCCAACGACCCUUGUCUGGGAAAUAAAUGUAUACAUGGUAGCUGCCUGCCGAUCAAUGCAUUUUCCUACAGCUGCAAAUGUUCCCCGGGCUAUGGUGGAGUUUUGUGUGAUGAAAUUGAAGAACAGUUUAACCCUUGCCAGGCUCUUAAAUGUAAACAUGGCAAAUGCCGACUCUCAGGCCUUGGGAAAGCCUACUGUGAGUGCAACAGUGGCUAUACCGGAGACAACUGUGAUAAAGAAAUCUCUUGCCGAGGGGAACGGAUCAGAGAUUAUUACCAAAAACAGCAAGGUUAUGCAGCUUGCCAGACGACCGAGAAGGUAUCGAGACUAGAAUGCAGAGGAGGCUGCUCCAAUGGUCAGUGCUGUGGACCCCUAAGAAGCAAACGACGGAAAUAUGUUUUUGAGUGCACCGACGGUUCCUCAUUUGUGGACGAAGUCGAGAAAGUCAUAAAGUGUGGCUGUACAAAGUGCCCCUCCUAA